Messenger RNA from Setaria italica (foxtail millet), 1393 nucleotides. Its product is annotated as josephin-like protein. The transcript is spliced from 2 exons. Gene Ontology annotation, molecular function: cysteine-type deubiquitinase activity. Bases 240 to 836 code for a protein of 198 amino acids. Gene Ontology annotation, biological process: protein deubiquitination. The record is from RefSeq and is a predicted model, not a curated record. NCBI's taxonomy places the organism in Eukaryota, Viridiplantae, Streptophyta, Magnoliopsida, Poales, Poaceae.
GGGGGCAAGCUGCAAGGUGUCUCGAACCCUGCAGCUGUCUAUCAUUGCGCUGCCAAAGAAGGGAAGCCGAGGUUCCUAGCUGUCUUUCACUUCGAUCGCGGCAAACGGCGGCGGCGCAGACGGAAAGGCCAGGCGAAGGGGGAGCGUAGCAAUCUGCGGCGGUCGUGAUCUGUUGCCUCUGGGUCGACAAUCAGUGUCGCGUCCCAGCCCUUCUGUUCGUCCCACAAACUCAUCGAGGCAUGGAGCCGGGGGCCAAAUCGGAAGCGAAGCAAGGGGAGGCGGGAUCCGGCGCGGUGGGAGGCGGCGGCGGCGGCAAGGUGUAUCACGAGAGGCAGAGGUUGCAAUUCUGUCUGCUCCACGCUCUCAACAACCUUAUGCAGGAAAAGGAAUGUUUCACCCGAGCUGAGUUGGACAGGAUUGCUGGAAAUCUUGUUCUUAGUGAUCCAAACAAGGACCAAUGGACUCCUCUAUCUUUCAUUUUUAGACCUCACCACAAUGUGGUAACUGGGAACUAUGAUGUAAAUGUUCUCAUCGCGGCAUUAGAAGCUAGAAAGAAGAAGGUGGUUUGGCAUGAUCGUCGAAAAGGAGCAUCAUCAAUCGAGCUGGAUGCAGAAGUGUUGGUAGGCCUUAUGAUCAAUGUGCCUUUGAGGAGGUUCAGGGGCCUCUGGACCGGCAGGCAUUGGGUAGCAAUUCGAAGCAUUGAUGGUACCUGGUUUAAUUUGGAUAGUGAUCUUUCUGAACCCAAGCAAUUUAAGGACAAAGAAAAUGUGAUUGCAUUCCUUGACAGCAUACUCAAUCAAGGUGGAGAACUCAUGGUUGUGCUGCAAGAUGAAUAACGGUACUGCCCCAAAUCCCAAAGGCUACAAAUAGCUUCUUCUAUGUGACUUGCCCAUAUUUCAGAAUUGCCAUCACGAUGAGAUCACAGACAUCUACAGCAUAAAUUUCUUUAAACCUUGAGGUUUAAUAACUGAGCAUAAUGAACGUAAUGGUAAAUGGAAGCUUCAAUCUGUGAAAUAUACACCUCGCAUGUUUCUGCUGUGGGCAUGGGAUCCUCUGCUUGAUUGAUUGUUGUGUCCAUCUCUGUCAUAUACCGGAUUGCCGACAAGGUAUCUGCAGCAGGCAAAACAUAGGCUUGCGAAAUGAUGGGAAGAAAGAACUUUGGUUCUCAGCAAGAGCAUGUUACUAUGGAGAUGUGCAGAACUUAAGUGGAGGAUGAAGGAGUAUUUGCUGCUGUUGUAAUUAUAUUUGGAUAACCAAAGUAGUCCUGGCAUGUUCUUAGAAUUUGUCUAUUCUUUCUGCAAGGAUAUGUACAUUACACAGUGACUAUAGACAACCGUCUUACAAAAUUGAUCAUCGCUGAGUUAACAACACAUGCUAUUGGGCUUAUCAUGGA